AUGGAGAAUGAAACGUUUGACCACAAACAGAGACAACUAAUAUCGUCUUUCAUCAAUAUAACCGCAUGUCAGAAUGAGGAAAUCGCAAUCCACUUCCUUGAAGCAACAAUGUGGAAACUGGAUGAUGCCAUUAACCUCUUUCUCAUCUCUUAUCAUCAAUCUCCGUGUUGUCAAGAUGCUUUCAUGUGUCCAACUUCGGUCGCAGUAUGUCCUGAAGAUGUCUGGGACGACUCGACACCAGAAAAACCGUCAGAUUCUAGGUUAUCUUCCUUGUACCGUCCUCCUCUGGAUCUGCUUUUCAAUGGUUCCUUUGAAGAGGCAAAAUCAACUUCCUCUAGAGAGGAUCUCUGGUUGCUCGUAAACCUCCAAUCAACUACAGAGUUUGCUUCUCACACUCUUAACCGAGAUGUAUGGUCAAACGAUGCCGUGUCUCAAGCCAUCGGCGGUAUGAUUGAAGCUCAUGGUUUUCUCGAGGAUCUGAUGAAGUACAGGGAUGUUGGUCCUCACGAACACGUUGCAUCUCUGACAAGCAACAAACGUAUCAAAACAGAGAAGAUUUGCUUUGAAAGCAGCCAGGCUGACGACGACCAUCAUGGCAUGUCUACGUUUUGGGAAGAUGAUCGCUUUGUGACUCCUCCUCCUUCUUGGGGUAUUGAAUUUGAAGAGACUUGUCUGUCAAGCGAUGACAUGUUUGAGUUCCCGGUAUUGACAGAAGAGCCAAAAGGAGACUGUGAUCGAAGCCUUUUAUGCAGUCUGUGCAUUCGAUUUCCAGAUGGGAGAAGAAUGCAGAGGAAGUUUCUCAAGAGCGAACCGAUUCAGCUUCUCUGGUCUUUCUGUUAUUCUAACAUGGAGGAAUCAGAGAAAAGAGCGUUCAAGCUUGUGCAGGCGAUUCCUGGUGCUACUAAGACUCUAGAUUAUGGAGCUAAAGCCACGUUUGAUCAAUCUGGGAUUGAUAAUUCGAUAGUCUCGGUUACUUGGGAGUGA
Molecule: messenger RNA, 984 nt
Organism: Camelina sativa (false flax)
Lineage: Eukaryota; Viridiplantae; Streptophyta; Magnoliopsida; Brassicales; Brassicaceae
Source: RefSeq, a predicted model, not a curated record